UAUGAUAAAAUAUGUAUUUAUUAUGUUAGUAAAAAAUUAUGGUCAAAGUAGAUAUGUGAAUAGUGAAAAAAGUUAAUCACAAUUGGGGGCUUGCCCUUCGGCUUCACAAAAAAAAAAAAAAAAAAAAAAACCCUUAGAGAAUAAAACAUUAAAUAACCCUCUUUUGGAUGCUAAUUUAGUUAGGUUCAACAAUAUUACGCAUAAUAUACAUCAUUGCCAAUUUGUUACUAAUCUUUAUCAUUGAUUUUUUUCUUAGUUGAGCAUAAGAACUUGACCUUCAUCUAACUCCACCAAUGAAAUAAAUUUCAAAUUUCUCCAUGAGUCCAUAUUCCAUAGUGAGUUUGGCACCGAAAUAUUAGGGGAAGAAGAAAAUAAACCUCCAAAAUAGAAAUAAUUGAUUUAGGGGAAAAGCCGAAACGGGCAUGAACACCAAAUAUACCCCAUGCAUAAAUCUUUUUUUUUUUUUUAUAUUUUUUUUUGUAAUUUUAGAAAAAAUAUAUUUUUAUUUAAUUUACAAAAAUCACCAAAUCCUUCAUCAACAAUAAUAAAAAAAAAAAAAAAAUCACCAAAUCCUUUUUGACUUUUGACUCUAAUGCAUCGUCACAAUUUAAAAAUCAAAAUCUUUACAACCUUCUAUUUUCCCCAUAAAACAAUCUCAAUUUCCAAUUCAAAAAAAGAGCAAACAUUUUCAUUUUAUUAUUCUUUUUUCUUCCAUUAUUUAAAUUGAAAAUAAAACCAAUAAUAAAAAAAUAUAAAAAUAAUAAUAAAAAAAAAACCUUUGUUCUAUAAAUACAAUCACUAGUACCACUUUGCACUGGCAAAUAACCCUGUUUUAUCAACUCCAAAACCCCAAAAACUUCCCAACUUCAGUGCUUGCAACAUGUAAAAACUCUCUGAUCCAUCAAUCAAAUCUCAACAUUUACAAUUUAUUUCUCACACCCAUCUUUUUCCUUAUUUAUUUUCAUUAAUUAAAUUUAUUAUCAUAUCUUAAAACCCAUCUUUUCAAAUCUUUCAAAACGCCCAUUUUCUCUGUUUUUUUCCCCUGUUUUUUUUGAGCAAAAAACAGAGAAAUCCCCUGUUUUUUCAAAAAUGGGCAGAGCAACUCGAUGGUUUAAAUCCAUUUUAGGAAUGAAGAAGCAAAAUGACAAUGAAAAACCUGCUAAAAAUAGUAAAUAUGAAGAUGGGUUUGGGAAGAGAGAGAAAAUAGGAAUGGUGGAAAAAAGAUGGAGUUUCACAAAAACAACAACAAAAGAAAGAGUGAAAGAAAAGGAGAAUCAAUGGUAUAGAGAUUAUCAAAUUUCUGAGACUGAAAAAGAGCAAACUAAACAUGCUAUUGCUGUUGCUGCUGCUACUGCUGCUGCCGCUGAUGCCGCUGUUGCGGCGGCACAAGCGGCGGUUGCUGUGGUUAGAUUGACGAGCCAAAACAGAGGAACUCUGUUUUCUUGUGGUGGUGGAACUGAGAGAUGGGCAGCUGUUAAGAUUCAAACUCUUUUUAGAGGUUAUUUGGCCAGAAGAGCACUGAAAGCUUUAAAAGGACUAGUGAAAUUACAAGCUCAUGUUCGAGGCUAUCUUGUUCGAAAGCGAGCUGCGGCCACUCUACAUAGUAUGCAAGCUCUCAUAAGAGCUCAAGCCGGUGUGCGUUCUCAAAGGGCCAAGUUAGCUCUAAAUCGAAGUAGUAAGGUUCCCUCGGAGUUUCGAUCACGAAAAUCCAUGGAUAAUAGGUUUGAUGAAACGCGGUGUGAUCAAUUUUAUAGCAAGAGACUAUCAACGUCGUUUGAGCCGUACAAUAAUGCAUAUGAAGGGAGUCCGAAAAUCGUUGAGAUUGAUACAUAUAAGACUAAGUCAAGGUCAAGGAGGAUCAACCCUUCAAUGUAUGAUUUUAGUGGUGAAGAAAUGCAAUACCCAACAAUGUCUUCACCACUACCAUCACAUCCUUACCCGGGCCGGAUUUCCAUACCCGAAUGUAAGAAGAUCCCUCAUGACUAUGAUUGGGGAUUCUAUGGCGACGAAUGUAAGAGCUCAACGGCACAAAGUACACCCCGGUUUGCAAAUUCGAUCCGAUCCAAUGGUCCUCUUACCCCCACCAAGAGUGUGUGUGGGGAUAGCUUCUUUAGGCCUUACUCGAACUUCCCUAGCUAUAUGGCAAAUACACAAUCGUUUCGAGCCAAGUCGAGGUCUCAGAGUGCCCCAAAACAAAGGCCGGAGGGGCGGCCUAAAACUCGUCUAUCAUUGGAAGAUAUAAUGGCAGCUAGAAAUAGUGUUAGUGGUGGUAGAAUGCAGAGGUCUAGUUCUCAAGUUCAUGAUUGCUUGAACUUGUGAAACUAAAUGAGGAUCACUUUGUGUUUUGUUGAAAAUAGUGAAGCAUAGAAGUGUUUGUAGUCUUGGCUAUGUUCUUCAGUAAAAAUUUAGAAACACAGGGUGCUUGUAUAUUCUAAAGAAAAUUAACUAAUUACCCAUGAAAAUGUCUCUACUCUUUUAAUCA
Molecule: messenger RNA, 2482 nt
Organism: Chenopodium quinoa (quinoa)
Lineage: Eukaryota; Viridiplantae; Streptophyta; Magnoliopsida; Caryophyllales; Amaranthaceae
Product: protein IQ-DOMAIN 14-like
Exons: 3
Coding region: 1090-2319 (409 amino acids)
Molecular function (GO): protein binding
Source: RefSeq, a predicted model, not a curated record